Messenger RNA from Podarcis raffonei (Aeolian wall lizard), 4130 nucleotides. RefSeq names its product integrin subunit alpha 5 (gene ITGA5). Gene Ontology annotation, molecular function: integrin binding. The transcript is spliced from 29 exons. Lineage: Eukaryota; Metazoa; Chordata; Lepidosauria; Squamata; Lacertidae. Gene Ontology annotation, biological process: integrin-mediated signaling pathway; cell-matrix adhesion; cell-cell adhesion. The coding region runs from base 16 to 3255 and encodes 1079 amino acids. Gene Ontology annotation, cellular component: external side of plasma membrane; integrin complex. The record is from RefSeq and is a predicted model, not a curated record.
AGCGCUGGCAGUUUAAUGAGAUCCAUCCUGCCCACCCCCUGUCCCAUCGAGGUGGGGGCGGGAGGGAGGGAGGGAGGGAGACUCCUCCUUUUUGUGAGUCAUUCUCGGGCAAGGGAGGGAGGGAGGGGAGGCGGCGAGCCUCCGGAGCACUCACGUUCCGGGCGGGUUGGAGAAAGAAGACUUGGGCGAGCGACCAUCCGGAGCGCCGGCUGGGAUUUUGCUCCGGCCUCUCAGCCCAUCCACCGAGACCCCCUUCUCUCCACCCCGCACCCCCAGGCCCAGCCAUGUUGCCCCGGGCCCUGCUCUUCCUCUUCGGCGUACCCUGCGCUUGGGGCUUCAACCUGGACGCCGAGGCGCCGGCGCUUUUCCGCGGCCCCCCCGGCAGCUCCUUCGGCUUCUCGGUGGACUUUUACCUCCCGGACGCGCAGAGUGCCAGUGUCCUCGUGGGAGCACCCAAGGCCAACACAAGCCAGAUGGACAUUACAGAGGGGGGUGCUGUCUACUACUGUCCCUGGCCCCUUGGCGAGAGCAGCUGCAUACCCAUUGAAUUUGACAGCAGCAAAGGCCUGCGCCCCCCUGUACAGUUGGCGAACCUACAAUGACGAGCCUGAGCAUGAGGUUGUGGGCACCUGCUUCUUGUCCAUCAACAACUUCACCAAGUUUGUGGAAUACGCACCUUGCCGCUCAGAAAAGAGCGGGCUCAGAUUUCAAGGCUACUGCCAAAGUGGCUUUAGUGCUGAAUUCACAAAGGCUGGACGUGUUCUCCUUGGUGGCCCUGGAAGCUAUUACUGGCAAGGCCAGGUGCUUUCAGCAGCACAGGAUGCCAUUGUGGAGGUAUAUGACCCAAAUUAUUUAGUCCUGGAGGCUCGAGGUCAACUCAAGACGGGUCAGGCUAACUUCAAGGCUGAUGACAGCUACCUUGGCUACUCUGUGGCGGUCGGUGAAUUUAGCGGAGAUGCCACUGAAGACUUUGUGGCUGGCGUUCCUAAAGGAAACCUGACUUAUGGAUAUGUCACAAUUCUAAAUGGAAGUGACAUUCGGCCCCUGUACAACUUUUCUGGAGAGCAGAUGGCUGCCUAUUUUGGCUAUGCUGUGGCUGCCACUGAUCUCGACGGUGACAGCCUAGAUGACCUACUGAUUGGUGCCCCCUUAUACAUGGAAAAAACAGAAGAUGGUCGUGUGCAGGAGGUGGGCAGAGUCUACAUCUUCCUGCAACAGCUGUACGGCAUGGAGCCAGUGGCGUCGGCCGCACUUACUGGUCACCAAGAAUUUGGUCGCUUUGGCAGUGCUAUUGCUCCCCUGGGAGACCUUGACCAGGACGGCUACAAUGAUGUGGCCAUUGGGGCCCCGUUUGGUGGCAAGGAGCAGCAAGGCAUGGUCUAUGUGUACAAUGGCCGGCCUGGCGGACUGAACCCCAAGCCUUCUCAGGUGUUACAGGGCCACUGGCCAGCUGGCCAGACUCCAGACUUCUUUGGCUUCUCCAUGCGUGGGGCUAAGGACCUGGAUGGAAACGGCUACCCAGAUCUGAUUGUGGGAGCCUUUGGAAUGGACACAGCCCUGGUUUACAGGGGCCGCCCCAUUGUUCAUGCAAGCGCCACUCUCAGCAUCUUCCCCACCAUGUUUAACCCUGAGGAGAGAGCUUGCACCCUAGAGGGCACUGGAACCCCCGUUGCUUGCAUCAACCUGAGCUUUUGUCUGAAUGCAUCUGGGAAACAUGUGCCCGACUCCAUUGGGUUCAAUGUGGAGCUGCACCUCGACCACCUCAAACAGAAAGGGGCAGUGAAGAGAGCGCUCUUCCUGCGUUCCCGCCAGCCCCACCUAGUCGAGACCCUCCAAAUCCGCAACGGUGCCAGCUCUGAGUGCCGCGAGAUGAAGAUCUACCUCAGGAACGAGACUGAAUUCCGCGACAAGCUCUCCCCCAUCCACCUGUCCCUCAACUUCUCGCUGGAUCCAGAGGCCCCGCAGGACGCACAUGGUCUGCAGCCCAUCCUCAACUACCUCACGCACAACCACAUUGAACAGAAGGCCCAGAUCCAGCUGGACUGUGGUGAAGACAAUGUCUGUGUCCCUGACCUUCAGCUUGACGUUUUUGGGGACCACACUGUUGUCUACCUGGGAGACAAGAAUGCGCUGAACCUCACCUUCCACGCCCAGAACCGCGGUGAGGGUGGUGCUUAUGAGGCUGAGCUCCACGUUACCAUCCCACCAGAAGCAGACUACAUGGGGGUUCUGCGGAAUCAUGGGAACCUUUCCAGCCUGAGCUGCCACUAUGACACGGUGAAUGACACCAACAUGGUUUUCUGUGACCUCGGCAACCCAAUGAAGGCAGGCACCAGUCUCUGGGGUGGCCUACGCUUUACUGUGCCUCACCUUGAUGCGAAGAAAUCCAUCCAAUUUGACUUUCAGAUUCACAGCAAGAACGCAAACAACUCCCACAGUGAGGUGGCUUCGUUCCCCUUGCGUGUCGAGGCUGCCGUUCAUCUCAAAGCCCAGGGAGCAUCCAUGCCAGAGACAGUGUCCCUUCCAGGGACUGGCUUGCUCCCAAGUCGAGCGCUGCAACGAGAACAAGACGUGGGCCCCGGCGUGUGCCAUGUCUAUGAGUUUUUGAAUGACGGGCCAAGCGCCAUCAGCGAGGGGAUCCUGGACAUCAGCUGCCCGCUCCGGACUCAAGGGCGAGCUGUGCUGUACAUGACACGCUACGUGGCGCAAGCCAACUGCACCUCCAGCCACCUCCUCAACCCGUCACGCCUGCAGCUGGAGCAGAGCUCAGCAGCUUCACCUUGGCCAGAGCAGCACUAUGUGCAGAAACAAGAUGGAGUUUUGAACACUCUGAAAUGCAAUGACGAGGAGUGCUUCCAGCUCCGCUGCCACAUGGGGGCGGUGCAGAGACAGAAAAGUGUCAGCUUGCGCCUCUACUUCCGCAUCUGGUCCAAGAGCUUCCAGCUGAAAGAGAAUAAUCCCUACACCAUACAGUGUGAAGCUGUCUACUACGUGCAGAAAGUGCCCUACAAAAUCCAGCCUCUAGAGAAACCCACCGCUUACCUCAAGGUGCAAACAUCACUGCACUGGCCCAAGGCAGAGACCAGUCAGGGGGUUCCUCUCUGGAUCAUCAUCUUAGCCAUUCUGAUUGGAUUGCUGCUCUUGGCGCUGCUCAUCUAUGUUCUAUACAAGCUGGGCUUUUUCAAGCGCUCACUUCCUUAUGGCACGGCUAUGGAGAAAGCUCAGCUGAAGCCACAAGCCGCUUCAGAAGCCUAGCAGGCCCAGCCUCGCCCUCCAUGUAGGUGUGUUGCCGCUGCUGCCCUGCAAAGAGGCACCAGGAUCGUCCGCUGUGAGCACUGAGAAGGGGAGCACAGCCAACACCAGCAGGGCAGGGCCACAGGCACCGGGCCCCACGGACUGCUGCAGAGGCCAGGCACCUCUGCUCCUCACAGAGAAAGAGGCUGCAGGCUCUGAAGGCCCAACGCCCUCCCUCUCCCCCCAUUUCCCUGGGGCUUGGAUCCUACAAAACCCAUCGUGCCCUGACUGGGGGUUGCAGCAAAGGCAUUUGCUCCCAGCAAAAAAGGGAAUACUUGAAGCCGCUGGAGCGGCCGGUGCUGGUCUGAUCUCAGGCCCCCUAGUGUCAAGCUGUCUGUUCCGUCCAUAUGUGGGGAAGGGCGCAGUGCCCUGGACAGUUUCCAAGCUGCCAGUCUCCUCUGAUAAUAACCACAGCUUGGCUGAAAGAGAAAAAGAAGCACAAUCACCUCCCGAGUCCAGCUCUUUCUCCGCCACAGGCUGGAAUGAAGGAUCCUGGGCUCUCACUUCCGGUCUUCCCCCCAGCCUGCUUCCUGUGGGGGAUGAUGUGGGACAGAGACUUAAGCUGGGAAAGCCAGGUGCUCCCGCAAUGCCAAAGAUUUGCCACGUUUGGAAGCCAAGCCAUCACCCGGUGUCGGCCCGGACUCGCCGACGGUCUUCGCACUGAUCUCCAGAAACCGCUAGAGAUUUUAUUUUUCAGAUGCCACUUUAAUUAAAAGAGGAUGAAGAAAUGAGAAUGAAGAAAUGAGGAAGCUGCCGCUGCCUCAUGGCAGAGACAGGGGUUGCCGAGUUUAAUUUAAAAUGUUCAUGUGCAAUAAAUGCUUCCAUAUUUUCCACAA